Molecule: messenger RNA, 1446 nt
Organism: Momordica charantia (bitter melon)
Lineage: Eukaryota; Viridiplantae; Streptophyta; Magnoliopsida; Cucurbitales; Cucurbitaceae
Product: Peptidase family M48 family protein
Biological process (GO): proteolysis
Molecular function (GO): metalloendopeptidase activity
Source: RefSeq, a predicted model, not a curated record
GCCAAAAAAUAUCAGGCCCUUCUCCCUUAAUCAAUCCUCUCCAACUACAAAUUUCAGAUCUCCGAUUUCUGGUUUACGCUUCUCUCUCUCUGAUUCCAUGGCUUCCCUUCCCUUUUCUUCUCUCUGCCUCACUAGAAAUCCUUCCCCCUGCGGAAUCGGAUUUGGAGCGCCGCACAGAUUUGAUUUUACUGCCUUCGGAUCGCCGGUGAGUAAGAGAAAUCGGUAUCCUGUUUGCAGAGCUGCGUCCCUGGCCUUCCGCGACCUCGAUGCCGAUGAUUUCCGCCAUCCUCUCGACAAGCAGAACACAAUGAUUUUGCGGGCGAUUCCAGGGUUGAGCGAGCUCGGGAAGGUUUUAUUGGGAACCGUGACUGAGCAAGUCAUGCUUCUUGAGAACAUAGGAACAUCAAUUCUUGUUUCUGAAAAUCAGCUUUCAAAUCUUCAUCAAUUGAUGAUUGAGGCUGCCAAAGUACUGAAUGUUGACGCUCCAGAUCUAUAUGUCCGACAAAGUCCUGUACCAAAUGCUUAUACUUUAGCCAUAAGUGGUAAAAAGCCGUUUGUUGUUGUCCAUACUGGCCUAGUGGAGCUUCUUACAGGAAAAGAACUGCAGGCUGUUUUGGCUCAUGAAUUGGGUCAUCUAAAAUGUGAUCAUGGUGUGUGGCUUACAUUUGCAAAUAUUCUUACCCUGGGGGCUUACUCUGUACCUGGGCUUGGUGGUUUCUUAGCACAGAACUUAGAAGAACAGCUAUUCCGUUGGCUUCGAGCAGCAGAGCUAACUUGUGAUCGUGCUGCCCUUCUUGUUGCUCAAGAUUCUAAAGUGGUCAUCUCCGUUCUGAUGAAAUUAGCUGGGGGCUGUCCAUCCAUAGCUGAUCAACUGAAUGUGGAUGCUUUUUUGGAGCAAGCUCGCUCUUAUGACAAAGCUUCUUCAAGCCCUAUAGGAUGGUAUAUAAGAAAUGCGCAAACAAGACAACUCUCGCAUCCUCUGCCUGUUUUACGAGCUCGUGAGAUCGAUGACUGGUCAAAAAGUCAAGAAUAUAAAAAUAUCUUGAAACGCGGAACAAAGAUCAAUUUUGUUGAUACAGCUUAGUUGCCUUGUGUACAGAAUCAGAAUUAUUAACAGUUAACCUUUAUACGGUCAGAAAAAUGCUGAUAAAAUGACGAUGUAUGAAAAGCUCUCCACCUUUGAUGGUUGUGUUCCAAACUUCCUAAAUAUAGGUUCUGUUGUAGACAUAUAUCCGAGUCACAUUUACAGCGGAAUUCAGUUAUAUCAUUACAUGAAGCAGCAUUUUCAGAAUGUACAUCGAGGCAGAAGUGGUAUAUAAAUCUACAUUGCUUCCAGUUCGGUACAACAUUAUACCCGGUCUAGGAUAUGAAGUUAUAACAAUCUAAAUGUACUGUAUUGCAACAAUCAUUAUGGUUCUAUAAAAUGUAUUUUUCGUCUUAGAUUUA